CCAAAGUAUAAUUUUUCGGAUAAUGUACUGGACAGAAUUCUACUGGGCCUCUGGACGAAAAAGGAUCUCAUCUAUAUCCACGAGAGGAGCAGGAUCCAAUUUCAUUUCCUGCUUUUGAUGUAUUGUUGGAGUGGAGCACGCAUCGGAACAUUCUUCACACACGGCCUGCUAUAUGAGGUAUAA
Molecule: messenger RNA, 183 nt
Organism: Pseudomassariella vexata
Lineage: Eukaryota; Fungi; Ascomycota; Sordariomycetes; Amphisphaeriales; Pseudomassariaceae
Exons: 1
Source: RefSeq, a predicted model, not a curated record